GUGGAUCAGCGUAUCUCAAAACAACAGAAUCUCGAAACAUCCGCGUGCACAUGCAUAUUGUCCCUGUACACAUCUAGCUAUGAUCCCUGACGUGUCCAUCGAUCUACCCCCUGCCGUGCCACUCCCACCUGUACAGCUGCUAUCUAUCCGCCACUCGUUCGUUUGUUCGCUAGUUUGCUGGUUCGUUCGUCAGUCCUUUUUCCUGUCCCUUUCCUCGCUGGUCGCCGCGGCCAUCUCCUGCACUCGCAACUGAAGCUCCUUCCGCUUGCUCGACACCUGCAUGUGCGCACACACAGACAGAUGUCGAUAUCGGCCUCUGUCUGCCUAGUUUGAAGGGGCUGUGUUUGCUACAUGUUUGGGUGUGAUGUCUGCCGGCUGUGUGGCCUGCUGUCCCAGGUGCUUGCGCGCAAUGUGCUCGGCAAAGAGCAGAACGUACACACCGCAGUCCGUCGCGUUGGUUUGCUGCGCCGCCUUCUGCACCGUCACCGUCGCCUUGGCGCUGUUCGGGUCGUCCUGGGGUCUGAGCAGCGAUGAGAGCUUGCGUGCGAUUUUGGUGGCGACGGGGAGAAUGCCGCUGCCCAUGCUGUCAUAGUAAUCGAAAGACAUGGGGCCGUCAGAUGGAUUGUGGAUCACCUAGUAAAACAAGCAACGAGGGACGAUACAAUGUAUCCACCCUCCGUGUGUGGGUGAGGCUUGCUUACCAGGAGGCUCCAGUGGCUGCCUGCGUUGGCCACCUGGCGGUCUUCGUUGUCGUUGAGCGGAACAAGCAGUAGACGACGGCUCGACAAUGACAACGCUGACCAAACAGCAACCAAUAUGCCUCUGGUGAGAGUGCAUGUCCCGUUUCUGCCCAUGCUUGCCUUCUAGUCCCUCCUUGAGGUCAUCGAGGUCGUCCUCUAUGUUCACCCAGAAGGAAGUGGCGGGGUCCAUGAACAGCACAUCGGACUGAUCCCUGAAGGAAGAUAAGACGCAUAUGGGGCAGCAGCCAUGAGUGGUUCUUGCGCUCACUUGAAGUCGCCGAUGGUUGAAAGGUACUCCAACGCGAACCCAAUGCAGCUGCACGACACAGCACAUCUGCUGUGCAGAGAUCUGAUGCCUUUCGUCUGCAUGGCGCAUCUACCUGUCAUUGAGCAAGUUGCCUUCCUGCAGAAGGCGGAUGUCCUGGUCGUAUAAUCUUGCGUUGUGGAGCGUCACGCGGGGCAGCACUGGAUCACCACUAAUGUCCAUGGCGGACCUUGAAUG
Molecule: messenger RNA, 1242 nt
Organism: Vitrella brassicaformis
Lineage: Eukaryota; Vitrellaceae
Source: the annotation of a GenBank genome assembly